AUGGCGCUCAAGCUCAACGCUUCUGCUGUUUACUCGCGUCAGAACCUCCCAUUUUUCCAUAAAUCUCAGAGCAGCAUAUUGAGUUUCAAACCCGGUCGAUCUUAUCAAAAUGCUCCUAAAACAUUUUGCAGUAUGGACAUGGCAGCUGACAGGUCAGAAAAUCCUAGGAAAAUCACCGUUGGUCAUAUUGUGGACAAGGCACGGAAAUUGUGGGAUAAUUCUCCACAGCCCGUUAAAAGCUUCCCCUGGCACAGCACAUUGGACAAUUUCAUUCAACUUGUUCUUGAUCUAGUCUUAGCGGUUGUCAAAUACUUAUCUGUACCUUUGUUUGUCAUCACAUCUGUUAGUGAAAUGUCUUACUGUGCUCAUGAAAGGAAGGUGUACUUAGUCCCCUUUCCGUUUCUGGUCGGCGUUGUUGUUUCUGGUGUGCUGGUGGACGCAGCUCUCGAAUCAUCUCCAUAUCUGAAGAAUGUUGCUCAAGUCCCCUGGCAUCUGAUAGCUCUUAUAAUAUUUUUUGCGGUGCUCAAGUUUCCGGGGCCUUAUUACCCGUACUGGGGACGUAUUUUAAUACCGCACUUUGCAAAUGGGGCUUUAUGGAGGACUUUAUGGUUCAUGUUCCUAUGGUACCGCAGGCCCCUAAAGACGUCAGAAAACAACCGACCCAAUCCUUCUAUUGUUGACAAAAAUUCUAAACCAGACGGGACCUAG
Molecule: messenger RNA, 708 nt
Organism: Striga hermonthica
Lineage: Eukaryota; Viridiplantae; Streptophyta; Magnoliopsida; Lamiales; Orobanchaceae
Source: the annotation of a GenBank genome assembly